UUUUCUUUUUUUCUUUUCUUUUUUAAAAAAAAAAAUAUAAAUAAAAGAUGCUUUCAUCACGUACAUAUUAAGCAUAUAAUAUUAAGAAUAUAAAUAGCUAGCAAGAUGAUAUGAGUUUUUGUCAUAAACAGUGCUCUCUCAAACACUCUCAUGUUUUAAGCUAACUAAGCUUGAUUUGUCUCGAUAUAUAUUCUCAAAUUAUAUAAGAGGGUUAGUCGGGUUAAUUAGGAAAUUAAUUAUGAUAAGUUUAGAUGAUAUAUCUAAAGUUAUGGUAGCCACAGUGCCACUCUAUGUAGCCCUAAUCCUAGGAUACGGUUCAGUGAAGUGGUGGCGUAUCUUUAAACCGGAUCAAGUUGAUGCCAUAAACCGGCUAGUUUGUUACUUCACCCUACCUCUUUUUAACCUAGACUUCACAGCUCAUAGCAACCCCUUUAAAUGGAACUAUAAGUUCCUAGCCGCGGAUGCCAUAUCUAAGGUCAUCAUAGUCGCGGUCCUAGCCCUUUGGGCUAGGUGUAGUAGUAAAGGGAGUUAUUGUUGGUCAAUUACUAGUUUCUCCCUGUGCACCCUAACCAACUCGCUCGUGGUUGGGGUGCCCUUACUAGGGGCUAUGUAUGGACAAUUAGGUGUUGAUUUAGUAGUUCAAUUCUCGGUCACUCAAGCUAUUAUUUGGCUUACAGUUCUUUUAUUUGUUCUUGAGUUUCGUCAGUCUAGGUCAGAUUUUCCAAGUACCGUGAAUUGUACUAGUAGUGUACUAGUAGUGAGUGAUGCUACGUCCCAAGUUCAUUCACUUGGGAUCGAUCUAAAAGAUUUGGAAGGAAAAUGCACGAAUAAUGAUGGUUUACAAAAUAAUAUUAGUAGACCAUCAUUGUGUUCAUUGUUGAAGGUGGUUUCGAUGAAACUUCUUGCUAAUCCCAACUCUUACUCUUGCAUUGUAGGCAUCAUUUGGGCGUUUUUUGCCUGCAGGUUCAAUUUUCAAUUACCAAGCAUCGUUGAUGGAUCUAUACUAAUUAUGUCAAAAGCCGGGACCGGCACGGCUAUGUUUAGCAUGGGCAUGUUCAUGGCUUUGCAAGAGAAGUUGAUUGCAUGUGGACCAAAGCUAGCCAUAUUUGGGAUGGUAUUGAAGUUUAUAGCCGGCCCGGCUGCUGUGGCUAUAGCUUCUCUAGCCGUUGGCUUGCAUGGUGAUGUCCUACGCGUAGCUAUCAUCCAGGCAGCAUUGCCGCAGUCUAUUACCUCCUUUAUAUACGCGAAAGAAUAUGGACUACAUGCGGAUGUUCUUAGCACUGCGGUGAUAUUUGGCAUGAUGGCUUCACUUCCGAUUUUGAUUGCGUAUUAUGCAACUCUACAGUCAUUACAUUCCUUAUAAUGAAGUUCUUUUAAUUUAAUUUGUACGUAUCAAAAGGGAUGUUACUUCUCCUUAAUUUAUGUUCAUUAUAGAGAGGUUUAUAUAUUCAUGAGUAAAUUUAAUGUUGGGAAUUAGAUGAAAUUACACAUAUUAACCUUUGACAUUCUCGUGUAAUGAAAUUUUCUUAUUCUUCAGG
Messenger RNA from Spinacia oleracea (spinach), 1538 nucleotides. RefSeq names its product auxin efflux carrier component 5. Gene Ontology annotation, molecular function: auxin efflux transmembrane transporter activity. NCBI's taxonomy places the organism in Eukaryota, Viridiplantae, Streptophyta, Magnoliopsida, Caryophyllales, Amaranthaceae. The record is from RefSeq and is a predicted model, not a curated record. Gene Ontology annotation, cellular component: plasma membrane; endoplasmic reticulum. The transcript is spliced from 5 exons. The coding region runs from base 239 to 1363 and encodes 374 amino acids. Gene Ontology annotation, biological process: auxin polar transport; auxin export across the plasma membrane.